Zophobas morio is the source of this 1793-nucleotide messenger RNA. RefSeq names its product T-complex protein 1 subunit delta (gene CCT4). The record is from RefSeq and is a predicted model, not a curated record. Gene Ontology annotation, biological process: protein folding. Gene Ontology annotation, cellular component: chaperonin-containing T-complex. The coding region runs from base 108 to 1712 and encodes 534 amino acids. The transcript is spliced from 8 exons. Lineage: Eukaryota; Metazoa; Arthropoda; Insecta; Coleoptera; Tenebrionidae. Gene Ontology annotation, molecular function: ATP binding; ATP-dependent protein folding chaperone; ATP hydrolysis activity.
CAAAAGUCAUAUGAAAGAGUAGUUGUCUCGAACCGGAAUCUCGAAAAUCCAUAAUCAUCCGUUAAGUUACGCCUAGUUGAGAGUGAAUUUUUGACGAAAGUGAUAAAAUGACGAUUCAAGCUUCGAUGGGUGACGGAAAUAAAGUAAAAGGAUUGGUCUACAAAGACAAAAGUAAACCGACUGAUGUCCGCCACAGUAACAUCAAUGCCGCUAAAGCUGUGUGCGAUGCGAUUCGUACGAGUUUGGGGCCCAGGGGCAUGGACAAGAUGAUCCAAGCUGGCAAUGGAGAAGUCACGAUUACCAACGAUGGGGCGACUAUUCUCAAACAAAUGAAUGUGGUGCACCCAGCAGCAAAAAUGUUGGUGGAGUUGUCGCGGGCGCAGGAUGUGGAAGCCGGUGAUGGUACCACCACCGUGGUGGUAGUAGCCGGGGCUUUGUUGGACGCCGCAGAAAAACUUCUGUCGCGCGGAAUUCACCCAACCGCUGUUUCCGAGUCUUUCCAGAGAGCCGCAAGUCACGCUGUCGAGAUUUUGACGGGAAUCGCCACUCCCAUCCAGUUGGACAACCGCGAACAGUUGGUCAAGAGCGCUUCCACUUCCCUAAACUCGAAAGUCGUUUCUCAACACUCUAGUUCUUUGGCGCCGCUAGCCGUCGACGCCGUGCUCAAAGUGGUGGAGCCCGGCCGCGAGCAAGUCGUUUCUUUGUCAGACAUCAAAGUAAUCAAGCAGCUGGGGGGCACCGUCGAAGACACGGAGCUCAUCGACGGCCUCGUUUUCCCCCAGAGAGUCGCCAACGUCAACGGCCCCAAACGCAUCGAAAAAGCCAAGAUCGGUUUCAUCCAGUUCUGUAUCUCCCCCCCGAAAACCGACAUGGACCACAACGUCGUAGUGUCCGACUACGCCGCCAUGGACCGCGUGCUCAAAGAAGAACGCACCUACAUCCUCAACAUCGUCAAACAAAUCAAGAAGGCCGGAUGCAAUGUCCUUCUGAUCCAGAAAUCCAUCCUGCGUGACGCCGUCUCCGACCUGGCGCUCCACUUCCUCGACAAAAUCAAGUGCAUGGUCAUCAAGGACGUCGAACGCGAGGACGUCGAAUUCGUGUGCAAAUCGCUAGGUUGUCGCCCCAUCGCCUCGUUGGACCACUUCACCGCAGAGAAUCUCGUCACAGCCGAACUGGUCGAAGAAGUGGGAGUCGGAGGCAACCGCAUGGUGAAGAUCACGGGUGCCCAAAACGCCGGCAAAACGGUCACUUUGUUGGUCCGGGGCUCGAAUAAACUGGUGCUGGCGGAGGCGGACAGGUCGCUGCACGACGCUCUGUGCGUCAUCCGCUGCCUGGUCAGGAAGCGGGCGGUCAUCGCCGGGGGCGGCGCCCCCGAGAUCGAGCUGGCCUUGAAGUUGGCGGCGCGCGCGGACACGAUGGAGGGCAUCGAUGCCAUUUGUCUGAGGGCGUACGCCAACGCUCUGGAGAUCAUUCCGUUCACGUUGGCCGAAAACGCCGGGCUUAAUCCGAUCCAGACGGUCACGGAGCUCAGAAAUCGGCACGCUAAAGGCGAGACCUCAGCCGGCAUCAACGUGCGCAAAGGCACCAUUUCAGACAUUUUGGAGGAAAAUGUGGUUCAACCGCUUCUGGUUACCGUUAGCGCAAUUAGUUUCGCUACAGAAACAGUGAGGUCGAUACUGAAAAUUGAUGAUAUCGUCAACACGAUGACAUAGACUCCAGUCACCAGUAACUUAUUAAUUUUUCUAAUUGUGCACGUCGCUGUUACUAGUAUUAAAUAAAUAACCGGCUUAGAA